This is a messenger RNA of Phytophthora sojae, 2844 nucleotides long. RefSeq lists its product as hypothetical. The transcript has 3 exons. The record is from RefSeq and is a predicted model, not a curated record. The coding region runs from base 1 to 2844 and encodes 947 amino acids. NCBI's taxonomy places the organism in Eukaryota, Oomycota, Peronosporomycetes, Peronosporales, Peronosporaceae.
AUGUGGUCUACAUUAAAGAGAAGUCGCACUCUCUCGCCAAACCGCAACACUGCCGCUCUGCAGCCUGGAGUCGAGGAGAUAGCCGCAUUCGUGGACGACAGCGUCUUCACUCAGUUGAGCGCGAAACUGGGGGACGCGAAGGAAGGCAACGAGGGAGCACUGGAGAAGAAACCUCUUCGCAUCGAUGAGUAUUUGAAAAAAUAUCGCGACGCGGGACUCCGGGUCUCUCAGAAAGAAUUUAAGGGAUACUUGGAGGUGAAGAUUGGGAUCGUAUACGAGCACCCAGACGUGACGUUUGUUCCCGAAGACAACCCCCUCAUCACCAAGCCUGGUGAAGACGAAAUGAUUCGACUCUCGGAUGCGUUCACUAAAGUCACGUACGUCGGCAAGGCCCAAGACGACCUCGCAGAAUACCUGCGGGACUGCUGGAAAGAGUACAACCCUGCAAAGUACAAGGCGCCAUGUGUGGCGGUUGUGCAGAGUUCCGGCUUCGGCAAGAGUCGGACAGUGCGUGAACUCGCGAUUGAGGCUCAAAAGAGCGCCUUGAACAUGAAAGUCCUGUACAUGUGUGCCCGUGUGCACGAGUCGACGGGGUUUCCCAAGGCUACGAGCGAGCUUCGUGGUUGGCUGUUUCAAGAAGGCUCCAAAGUGGAAGACAUCGCCAGUCGAUUGAAGACAAUUUACGUCUACGCGAACAAGCAUUGGGCGGACGUUCAGAAGGAAUGGCUGAAGCUGUUUACCGAACAGGCAGCGGACACCUCUGUAAAGGCGAAACUUUCGGAUGAAACAGAUACGCUGGAGGGGGAUACCUCUACUGAGAAGAAUCCAAAUGGCAGAAUCGUGGUUCUGGUGAUCGAUGAAGCGAGAAGUCUGCUGGCUGAGAAGGGAGGCAAGAAGAAUGACUUCCGAAUGUUGCGAAAUGCUCUCAGAUCCGUGAACAAAAAUAUCGGCCAUCGUGGAUGCAUUUUCGGCGUGCUGAUUGAUACGAACUCCAGGAUCUCGGACCGGGCGCCUCCGCUGUUGUUGGACCCAUCAUCUCGGCUUUUCGAUGGAGAGCUGGCAUCAUUUGCGCGUGUUGUGUUAGCUGAAACAAUGGAUGCACACUGGGAUCGAUACUGUGAAGAAAACCCAGCCGGUGAAGAUGAAGAAACGAAAGAGGAAACCCAAGUUGCGGUGGGAGCUGAAGACGAAGAGAAAAAGAAACAGCAAGAACGUGCUAAGAUAGCUAUGUACAAGAGAAUCGUUACCGGGGAUGCGAGUCAAGCUUGGCACGCGUUGUGCCGCAUGGGGCGUCCGAUGUGGUACAGCACUUGCCCCAAUCCUGCGGAUAGAGAAGAUGUGAUCAAUCUUGCGGCGAACAAGCUGCUACUGGGGAUUCCCCCUUCGCAAAAUGCGUACAACAAGGAUACCAUGUUUGGUGUCGCCUCCAUGCUUUGCCGUCUGGGCGUGCGCCCGCAUUCAACGUCGGCUCUGGCAUCUCGGUCGACUGCCGACUUCAUGGCGAUUCUCGCCUAUGUGAAUUUCAAACGAGAGGGUUACGUCACCAGCUACGCUUCGGACCCAGUGCUCGCCUUAGGAGCGAUGAAAGUGUGGUAUGAACUGAAAUAUGGUCUGGCAAAGUAUAUCCUGCCGCAACUCAAGAACCUCCUUUUGGAUGAAGCAUUAGACACCGGUGGAGUUGGCGAAAUUGGCGAGAUGGUUGCUCGGAUUUUGCUGCUUCUGGCGAUGGACACGUGUGUGAUGGGGGACAAAAGCUUUUCCCAGUGCUACCACACGAUCGGUCAAUUUGUACCGGUGCAGCAAUUCUUGAAGGUGCUACAAGGCAAGAAAAAGCUGCCGAUAUAUCUCGAGAGGAUGAUCAGCAAGGAGAAUUUGAGACCAGAAUUCAACAAGUGGUGCUCGAAGUGGGAUGGUUGGUACAUGGGGUUCACCCACUUUGUGCAGUUGCAGCUUGAGCCGAAUGAAGACACGCUUUGGUUUUUGCUGGGACGUCAAGCUGCAGGUAUUUCCCCCCGUAACCAGUAUGGAGCCGAUUUGUUGAUCCCGAUGUUUAAGAAGAGAUCCAACAGCAGGCCAGUCGGUGGGGAGACUACGAGGGGUGAGCAGGAGGGGCAUGAGGUGUUGAUGAUGUUGAUUCAAAACAGUGAUGGGAACUCGUCAGCAGGGAAAUCUACCGGUGAAAUUGGUGGGGAUCCGAAACCGCUGAGCUCCACGGAUGUCCGUGAUACCAUUCGCAUCUACAUGAAUGUGCGCGGUAGAAAGAGUGACGGCAAGUUCAUCUAUGCCACGACAAUGAAAGACAAUCUUAAGCCCAAGAAGAAAGGCAACGCCUCUGAGGUGAAGGAGGAGAGUCAGACGAUCGGGAGUCAGGCGAAGAAGCGGGCGAAGAUCGAGAGCAAUCCUGGCGUCUUAAGUGUGUCGAGUGUCUCGGAGGAGGAUCCUGUUUUCACGAUCUGCCUCCGUUUACUCAACAGGGCCACCUACCCGUUCCUGAGCGACGGCGUGGCUUCCAUGCUAUCAAACAUGGUGGAGUCUCAGUAUGACCCGCUGGGGCUUGUGGAGGGCGACCUGGACUAUCGCGAUGAAGAUGAAAAACGAAACAAGGACGUUAGUUCGUAUGCGAAGUUGUCGCUUACCGCGACGCGCGACAAGCUGUUGCAGAGCGCCCGUAAGGCACUAGCGUACGCGCCGGGUCAGAAGAAGACUAACCAUGAGAGCGACGUCGGUGAUACUAGCGAGGGUGUCAGUAAGGGCGAUCAAGGUGGCGAGACGGAAACAUCCAAGAAACGAGCACGUGAAAACCAAGAGGGUGAAGAAGGCCGUCCCACUAAACGCGCCAAGUGA